This is a messenger RNA of Gambusia affinis (western mosquitofish), 701 nucleotides long. It is a transcript of the gene polr2d, whose product is annotated as RNA polymerase II subunit D. Gene Ontology annotation, molecular function: translation initiation factor binding; nucleotide binding. Gene Ontology annotation, biological process: mRNA export from nucleus in response to heat stress; transcription initiation at RNA polymerase II promoter; nuclear-transcribed mRNA catabolic process, deadenylation-dependent decay. The transcript is spliced from 4 exons. Gene Ontology annotation, cellular component: P-body; RNA polymerase II, core complex. The record is from RefSeq and is a predicted model, not a curated record. NCBI's taxonomy places the organism in Eukaryota, Metazoa, Chordata, Actinopteri, Cyprinodontiformes, Poeciliidae. The coding region runs from base 169 to 603 and encodes 144 amino acids.
GCAGCGGAAGCAGUAGUGGAAGUGUGGCUGUGUUUGUGUGAAAAGCUCAGCGCGGGUCAGUUGCUCCAUCCGAACUAUCCUUCGAUUACCUGCCGGAACCAGGACUCUGCCGGUUCUACCAGGAAACAACAAGACUCACCGCGACUCUCCUCCGGCGGUGGUUCCAUCAUGGCGGCCGGAGGUAGUUCGGUUCCUCCGCAGCUCGGAGACGUAGAAGAAGACGCUUCUCAGCUUCUGUUUCCUAAAGAGUUCGAGAACGCGGAGACGCUGCUGAACUCGGAGGUCCACAUGCUGCUGGAGCACCGGAAGCAGCAGAACGAGAGCGCCGAGGACGAGCAGGAGCUGUCCGAGGUCUUCAUGAAGACGCUCAACUACACGGCCCGCUUCAGCCGCUUCAAGAACCGCGAGACCAUCACCGCCGUGCGCAGCCUCCUCCUGCAGAAGAAGCUCCAUAAGUUCGAGCUCGCCAGUUUGGCCAAUCUGUGUCCAGAAGCCGCCGAAGAGGCCAAGGCUCUGAUCCCCAGUUUGGAGGGUCGGUUUGAGGAUGAGGAGCUGCAGCAGAUCCUGGAUGAUAUCCAGACCAAGAGGAGCUUCCAGUACUGACCCGGUACCAUCCGGACCUUCCAGUACCAAUCCAGUCUGAUGCUAUCUGAUCUUUCUGUGUGCUGUAUAAAUAAAACUUUCUCUGUUUUUUUUUUUUA